UGUCCGCCUCGUAGCUGCUGCAGGAUUGUUGUCAUUUUCUGUGGCUAGCGUUUAGCGCUGGCUAGCCGUUGGAUUUUUCUCUCCAACAUACUCUGAUCCAGCAGGAUGUUAGGAUGGAGUGUGGCCCAGUUCUGCCGGACAGCCUGGUGUUGGAGAUCUUUCUGCGUCUGCCCCAUGAUGCUGUGCUGAGAGCUGGUCUGACCUGCCGACAGUGGCUGGCUGUCUCCAGAGAUGAGUUCCUGUGGAGGGAGCUGUUCUACAGCUACUACCGCAUUCCCCGCUUGGUACCCCGGCACCCUGCGGCUGUAUCGUGGUACAGGGAGUUCAAGCGUCUGUUUGACUGCAUCCCCUGUGUGGAGGUUCAAACUCUGAGAGAGCACACCGACCAAGUCCUUCACCUGGCUUUCUCUCAUCGGGGUCACCGCUUCUCCUCCUGCUCAAAAGACUGUACUGUUAAGCUAUGGGACACUGAGCGGCCAGAUGGUAAUAUCUCCUUGGUGCACAGCUCCAGCAUGCGGCAGUUUAACUGGGGCUACACCCAGUUCUCCCAGUUCAACGCUGAUGACAGCCUGCUGCUCGUCUCGGGUGUCUACCUGGGACCACACCACUCGUCAUCAGGAGAAAUCGCUGUCAUCAGUCUAGAAAAUUACACGCUGUUGUCGCGGGUCCGGAACAAGCCCUAUGAUGUCUUUGGCUGCUGGCUGAAUGAGACCCACCUGAUAUCUGGAAACCUGCACUGGAUAGGCAACAUGACAUCCUGCUCUGUGCUCUGGCUCAAUAAAGCCUUCCAGGAUAUCGAAUCGGAGAACGUCAACGUGGUCAAGCGCCUUUUCAAGAUCCAGAACAUCAACGCCAGCACCAUUCGCACGGUGAUGGUGGCCCACUGUCGGCGGCACGAUAACCCGGACUUGCUGUUGGACUAUGAAGCUCAGUCUCAGGCCCGAAGGCAGAAGGGGCAGCAGCAGCACCACCACCAGCCUCUCCUCUUUGACUUGGCAACGUCCGGUAGCGAGGAAGAAGAGGAGCAAGAAGAGGAGGAAGAGUGCCAGAGGGGAGCGAGAAGUCACGGCCUCCCCAGUCCUCGUCUCCCUCAGCCGACCAUGUCGGGACUGGAGCACGUUAUACAUAGCCGAAAAAACGUGGGGCAGAAGGAGCUGGAGAUUGAGACCCAGGUGGCUCAGUUGAUGGGCAGAGCCUACACGAAGCCCCCUGACCCCAGCCUCACUGAGCCGUCCGAGUCUGGGGAAGAAGACAAAACGUACUUACUCUUCACCACCGGCAGCCUUACAUACUCCCCUCACCAGAUAGGCAUUAAGCGAAUCAGGCCUGAACAGAUGACCACUUCGGGGCCUGUUCUCGGCGAAGAGCGAAGUUCAGACGAGUUCUUUGAUUCCCUGGAUCAUGUUAUUGAUAUCCACGGUCACAUCAUUGGCAUGGGCCUUUCUCCAGACCACAGAUACCUGUAUGUUAAUAGCCGGGCUUGGCCAGCUGGAUGUGUGAUCUCAGACCCCAUGUCUCCGCCCCCCAUCGCCGAGGAGAUCGACCUGCACGUGAUUGACCUGAAGAGUUUGAGAGAGGAGAGAAGAAGCCUGCGCGCUCAUCGAGCUUUCACACCCAACGAUGAGUGCUUCUUCAUCUUCCUGGACGUCAGCAGAGACUUUGUUGCCAGUGGAGCCGAGGACAAGCACGGCUACAUCUGGGACCGUCACUACAACAUCUGUCUGGCGCGUCUGGCACACGACGAUGUGGUGAACUCGGUGGCGUUCAGCCCCGCCGACCAGGAGCUGCUGCUGUCCGCCAGCGACGACUCCACCAUCAAGGUGUGGCGUUCGCCGCGAAUGAUCCGCCUCGCGCAGGCCUCCGCCCGGCCGCCCAGACCACGCAGCCUCCUGCCGUCCUGGCUGAGCCGCAGCAAGAACUCCUGCAUCAACGGAAAACCAUGAGUCAGGCUGGAAAACACUUGAAGCGGGAGGGGGAAGCAUGGUGAGGAAAGUCUGAUCUUUUUCCUUUGUGGUAUGAAUAUAUACACACUCCAUGUAUGUGUACAGCGUGGGCACGCACAGUCUGUUGUUUUCGCUUGAGCUCACGGUGUCGUGACCUAAAGCAGUGACUGAUUCAGCUGACAGGAAACGAUAGCGGCUCAGACACAAGGGGGCGCUGUUGUGCCAGCAGAACUGACUGCAGACAGAAAUAAUACGCACAGGUAGAGAUGUAGAGAGUGUAGAGCUGUCUCCUAAACACAGAUGCCCAAAAACUGCUCCCCUGAAAGAUGGUUGUUCUCCUUUUUUUUUCUUUUUU
This is a messenger RNA of Pundamilia nyererei, 2298 nucleotides long. It is a transcript of the gene fbxw5, whose product is annotated as F-box and WD repeat domain containing 5. Gene Ontology annotation, molecular function: protein binding. Gene Ontology annotation, cellular component: SCF ubiquitin ligase complex; Cul4-RING E3 ubiquitin ligase complex. The transcript is spliced from 10 exons. The coding region runs from base 114 to 1943 and encodes 609 amino acids. NCBI's taxonomy places the organism in Eukaryota, Metazoa, Chordata, Actinopteri, Cichliformes, Cichlidae. Gene Ontology annotation, biological process: protein ubiquitination. The record is from RefSeq and is a predicted model, not a curated record.